This is a messenger RNA of Metarhizium album ARSEF 1941, 1443 nucleotides long. RefSeq names its product Peptidyl-prolyl cis-trans isomerase, FKBP-type. Gene Ontology annotation, molecular function: macrolide binding; peptidyl-prolyl cis-trans isomerase activity. Gene Ontology annotation, cellular component: chromatin; nucleolus. The record is from RefSeq and is a predicted model, not a curated record. Bases 1 to 1443 code for a protein of 480 amino acids. NCBI's taxonomy places the organism in Eukaryota, Fungi, Ascomycota, Sordariomycetes, Hypocreales, Clavicipitaceae. The transcript has 4 exons.
AUGUCCGCCGUUCCUGGUCCUGUUUACGGCCUCGAGGUCCCGCCUGGCGAGAUCUUGAUUCCGGCCUCCAUGGAAUUCCCUGCUUCUUUCCGCAUUACCAUGGCUGCCUUGGACCCUAGCCAGGAGCCUGAGGCUGAUGAAGAUGGCAAUGUGCCUGCUGUUCCUCGUGCAACUUUGCGACUUGUGAAGCGCGCCUUCCCUGGCCUUGACGACGAGGACGAGGACGACGAAAUUGAUGACGAGUACAUGAAGGCUCUACUCGCUGCUUCUGACGACGAUGAGGAUGAAGACGAUGAAGAGGCUAAUGGUGGCCCUAGCGAUCCCGCCAAGGCCAAGAAGCAGAAACAAGCUGCUGCCAUCAAGAAGCUCCUUGAAGCCACCCAGGAGGAUGACGAUGACGAGGAUGACGAAAUGAAAGAUGCGAAGCCCAACGGUGUGAAGGGGAAAGCCAAGGGAAAAGCCAAGGGCAAGGGCAAGGCCACCAAGGAGAACAGAGAGGCUGAAGAAGAUGACGACGAGGACGAAGACGAGGACGAGGACGAGGAUGAUGACGAUGACAGCGAUGAUGGUGCCGACCUCGAGAACUUUGUAGUUUGCACGCUUGAUACUGAGCGGAACUACCAGCAGCCCCUUGAUAUUACUGUCAACCACGGCGAGAAGGUCUUUUUCGUCGUUACUGGUACUCACACUGUGUAUCUGACUGGCAACUACAUCAUGGAUGAUGACGAGGGCGACUAUGACAAUGAGGACGAUGAGGAGGACUACGACUUCGACCCUGACGAGCUCGAUUAUGCCAGCGACGACGAGAGCGACGAGCUCGAUGAUGUCAAGGAUCCCCGCGUCACUGAGGUCGAUUCUGACGAUGAAGAAGCCCCCAAGUUGGUCGAGACCAAGAAGGGCAGGAAUAAGCGCGCUGCCGAGGAGGCUGAUGGUCUCGAUGAGAUGAUUGCCAAGGCCGCCGACUCCAAAAAGCAACAGAAGAAGCUCAAGAACAACAAGGGGGAGGCUGUAGCUGCCGAUGAGAGCAAGAAGGACAAGAAGGUCCAGUUCGCCAAGAACCUUGAACAAGGACCUACUGGCUCUAGCAAGCAGGCUGGCAAGCCCACUACGGGCGUCAAGGUUGUUCAGGGAGUCACCGUCGACGACCGGACCAUCGGAAAAGGCCGUACUGUCAAGAGCGGUGAUACCGUUGGGGUCCGAUAUAUCGGCAAGCUUGCGAACGGCCAGCAGUUUGACGCUAAUAAGAAGGGUAAGCCCUUUUCCUUCAAGGUUGGCAAGGGUCAGGUUAUCAAGGGAUGGGAUAUCGGUAUUGUCGGUAUGGCCAUAGGUGGUGAGCGUCGCUUGACCAUCCCGGCGAAUCUUGGAUAUGGCUCUCGUGGCGUGCCCGGCAUCCCUGCCAACAGCCAAUUGACUUUUGAUGUCAAGCUUCUCGAGAUCAAAUAG